Molecule: messenger RNA, 411 nt
Organism: Triticum aestivum (bread wheat)
Lineage: Eukaryota; Viridiplantae; Streptophyta; Magnoliopsida; Poales; Poaceae
Product: plant UBX domain-containing protein 2-like
Exons: 1
Biological process (GO): DNA repair; defense response to fungus
Molecular function (GO): DNA binding
Source: RefSeq, a predicted model, not a curated record
CCCCCGCGCCCGGCCGGCCCCUCCGAAUUCACCCCCUUCACCCCCUUCACCGCCGUCAUCUCCUCCUCCUCCCGCCGCCCAGAUGCCAACGGCGGCGACACCGUCGCGUGCCCCAACUGCGGCGACGCCUUCUCCUCCGAGCACGCCGUCUCGGAGCACCUCGACGGCUGCCUCGCGUCGGCCGGCGGCGCCCGCGCCCGCGCGGCCGCGUACCUCGCCGGCAACCCACCCCCCGCGGCCGUCGAGGUCGUCAAGAAGCUUCUCGGCAACCUGCUCAAGGAGCCCGGCAACGACAAGUAUAGGAGGGUCAGGCUCGGUAACCCUAGGAUCAAGGAGGCCGUGGCGGACAGGGAGGGCGGGCUUGAGCUCCUCGAGGCGGUCGGGUUCACGAUCGGGGAUGAGAGCGGGGAG